Messenger RNA from Auanema sp. JU1783, 855 nucleotides. NCBI's taxonomy places the organism in Eukaryota, Metazoa, Nematoda, Chromadorea, Rhabditida, Rhabditidae. The record is from the annotation of a GenBank genome assembly.
AUGUCUAUAACAAAGAAGAAAGAGGAUGAAAAAGAAAAAAAGUUUCUUGGACGAUUGCAAUAUAAGCUUGACUAUGAUUUCGAUAAGAAUUCCUUAACGGUGGUUAUAGUACAAGCAGAAGAGCUACCAGCUAUGGAUUUGGGAGGAACAUCCGAUCCUUAUGUUAAGCUUUUCCUAUUGCCUGAUAAGAAGAAGAAAUUUCAAACAAAAGUUCAACGCAAAUCGUUGAAUCCAGUUUUCAAUGAGAGUUUUACAUUUAAGGUUCCUUUUAAUGAGAUUGGAGGUCAAACACUAGUCAUGAAUGUUUUUGAUUUUGAUCGUUUCGGGAAACACGAUCAGAUCGGCCAAAUAUCAGUUCCAUUAGGAAAAAUUGAUUUAGCUACAACUAUUGAACGAACAGAUUUGAUUGAGAGCCCUCCCGAAAAUAGAUUGGGUGAAGUUUGUCUGGCACUCCGUUAUGUUCCAAAUAAAAAUAAAUUAUCGGUCGUUGUUAUGGAAUGUAAGAAUUUGAAGAAAAUGGACGUUCUUGGAUUGUCGGAUCCUUAUGUUAAAAUCUAUUUGAUGAUGCAGAAUAAGCGAUUAGAAAAGAAAAAAACAACAAUUAAGAUGAAAACCCUUAAUCCUUACUAUAAUGAAUCGUUCAGCUUUGAUGUCACACCAGAGAAAAUGCAGAGAGUUCAUUUACAUGUGACUGUCUCUGAUUAUGACCGUGUCGGAUCAAAUGAAAGAAUCGGACAGGUAAUUAUUGGAGCAAACGCCACUGGAGUAGCUUUGAAACAAUGGUCAGACAUGCUUGCAACUCCUCGUCGAUCAGUUGCCCAAUGGCAUACCCUACAACCCUUUAACGAUGAUUAA